AAGACAGUAAGGUUAGGAUAACGGCUAAGGGUCACUUGCCGAUAUGUGCGUAAGGUGAUGGAAACAAUUCGGCUAUCUUAAUUAACGUCUUGAGAGGUAUAUUCCUCUAUGGUUCUAUCGUGUGACUAACUGAUUUUUUACUACGUCUUCAAAUCUCAGUAGUUGACAAGCAAGACUUCGUAUCAUUGUACGGUUCUCCUGACAUUCGAAGGGUACGAAACGAUGGCUAAAUACCUAGCUCAAAUAAUCAUCCUGGGAACGCAGGUCGUGGGUCGGGCGUUUGCUCGUGCUCUCCGUCAAGAAAUAGCUGCUAGUCAAGAGGCGGCCAAAAGAGCUGGCGGUGGCACUCAGGGUAGAGAAAGAGCUGCAGCAAAUGCACGGACAGGGCUCACCCUAGAAGAAGCUAUGCGAAUCAUGAAUGUUGACAGUCUCAAACAUCCUGAAGAAAUAGAAAAGAAUUACAAGUACCUGAUGGAAGCUAAUGACAAGUCAAAGGGAGGAUCAUUUUACCUUCAGUCAAAAGUUGUCAGAGCUAAAGAACGUAUCGACCAGGAACUGCAAAGUCAACAACCCCCUCAUGAGCCAGAUCCUCAAGGGAACAGCAAACAACCUUAGUCUACUUAACUUAAUCUAGCAAAUCUACUGCUGUCAAGUCUGUACAUAUUAAUUAAUAAUAAAUGGUCAUAGAUAUACAA
This is a messenger RNA of Athalia rosae (coleseed sawfly), 695 nucleotides long. It is a transcript of the gene blp, whose product is annotated as mitochondrial import inner membrane translocase subunit Tim16. Bases 223 to 615 code for a protein of 130 amino acids. Gene Ontology annotation, biological process: protein import into mitochondrial matrix. The transcript has 2 exons. Gene Ontology annotation, cellular component: TIM23 mitochondrial import inner membrane translocase complex. NCBI's taxonomy places the organism in Eukaryota, Metazoa, Arthropoda, Insecta, Hymenoptera, Athaliidae. The record is from RefSeq and is a predicted model, not a curated record.